GGGCACAUGAAGUUUUGCUGAGAAAACGACGACGUGAUGCAAGUUUCUGGGCUGGGAUGCGCUCGCCCCGCUCCACGGGAAAGCGCAGCAGAAGCGAAGCAGCGCGCGGUGCGCUGGAGCGUCCUGAGCGCGUAUCGGGGUCACUGCGGAUGGAGCGCCCCGCUUUCGCGCUGCACUGCAUGACUGGUGGAGAGAGGGGGCACUAUCGCUCAGACUGGGGCGGGGGGGACCAAGGAGCCCUCAACUUGAGCCGUGGAAACAAGUAGGAGAGCCGAGGAUCGCGCUGCCUCAGAAGGAGAGGAUGGUCUCAGGGAGUCGGGCAUGACCAAGUUCCCACGGCUCAUCGCUCCUCACCCACCGGCGCGUCUCCGGUGCCUCCGAGCAGUUCUACGUUCACGGUUUUCUCAGCGCAUCUCCUGCAUGGCUGCGCAGCGCGUUACACCGCUUUCAGUCAGUGGCGAAUGCACGAGACGUGAAAAAUGAGCAUACGGAUUGAUGUAUGACUGAGGUGACAUGGACAUAUGACAUGCGUAAAGGCAGAACGCGACCGUCUACCUGCGAUUAGUUGUAAAGACGGCGGGCUGCGCGUCCGUCCCCCCCGAAAAGGUGCUCUGGUGGUGAAGACCGGUUUGAGAAGAUUAGUCUGCUGAUAAUGCUUACAUUGUCAAAUCUGGAUAUACCGGGAGACUUUCACAGCCCCACGUCAGGUGUCCAAUGGAUGUGAAACAGCUGACGUGAUGUGGAAUAUGGCUUGUUUCACAAUGACUUUUGUUGGUGCCCUGCUUUUCCAAGUUGUCCUAUUUGGCGGCUUUGUUCUUCCAAGUAACUUGUUUGAGAGGUCAGUGGUGCCCAGGGCCGCAUCAAGAUCUGUGGCUCGGAUGGACGGGGAUGUAAUAAUUGGGGCGCUAUUCUCGGUCCACCACCAGCCGUCUGCCGAGAAAGUGGCCGAACGUAAAUGCGGUGAGGUGAGGGAGCAGUACGGCAUUCAACGGGUGGAGGCCAUGUUCCACACCUUGGACGUCAUCAAUGCGGAUCCCUUCCUGCUGCCUAACAUCAGCCUGGGCUGCGAGAUCCGCGACUCCUGCUGGCACUCAUCUGUGGCCCUGGAGCAGAGCAUCGAAUUCAUCAGGGACUCGCUCAUCUCCAUACGGGAUGAAAGGGAUGGCUCCAAGUGGUGCAUCGAUGGGACACCAUCCAGCCAACCGCCGGCAACCAAGAAGCCUAUUGCCGGUGUCAUCGGGCCUGGCUCUAGCUCAGUGGCCAUCCAGGUCCAGAACCUACUACAGCUCUUCAACAUCCCCCAGAUUGCCUACUCUGCCACCAGCAUCGAUCUGAGUGACAAAACCCUUUUCAAGUACUUUUUAAGGGUGGUUCCAUCUGACACCCUGCAAGCCAGGGCCUUGCUGGACAUAGUCAAGCGCUACAACUGGACCUAUGUGUCUGCAGUGCACACCGAGGGAAACUAUGGAGAGAGCGGGAUGGAGGCUUUCAAGGAGCUAGCCUCUCAGGAGGGGCUCUGCAUCGCCCACUCGGACAAGAUCUACAGCAAUGCCGGCGAGAAGCACUUUGACCGGCUGCUCCGGAAGCUGCGUGAACGGCUUCCCAAGGCCCGCGUCGUCGUAUGCUUCUGUGAGGGCAUGACCGUGCGUGGCCUUCUCAUGGCCAUGAGGCGGUUGGGGGUGGCCGGCGAAUUUCUACUCAUUGGCAGCGACGGCUGGGCAGACAGGGAUGAGGUGGUCGAGGGCUAUGAGCAGGAGGCAGUGGGCGGCAUCACGGUGAAGCUUCAAUCAGCUGAGGUGACCUCCUUCGAUGACUACUACCUGAAGCUGCGCCUGGACACCAACACAAGGAAUCCCUGGUUCGCCGAGUUCUGGCAGCAUCGCUUCCAGUGCCGCAUCCCUGGACACCCGCAGGAGAACGCUAACUUCAAAAGAAACUGCUCAGGUUAUGAGAGCCUCGAGGACAACUAUGUGCAGGACAGUAAGAUGGGCUUUGUGAUCAACGCCAUCUACGCCAUGGCGCACGGCCUGCACGACAUGCACCAGGAGCUGUGUCCUGAGCACGUGGGCCUCUGUGAUGCCAUGAAGCCCAUCGACGGGAGCAAGCUACUGGACUUCCUGCUCAAGGCGUCCUUUGUCGGGGUGUCCGGGGAAGAAGUGUGGUUCGACGAGAAUGGGGACUCGCCUGGACGGUAUGACAUCAUGAACCUGCAGUACGUGGAGACUGGUCAGUACGACUACAUCAACGUAGGCUCCUGGCACGAGGGCGUCCUCAACAUUGAUGAUCAAAAGAUCCUGAUGAACCGCAGCGAGAUGGUGCGCUCCGUGUGCAGCGAGCCCUGCUCCAAGGGUCAGAUCAAGGUGAUCCGGAAAGGCGAAGUGAGCUGCUGCUGGAUCUGCACCUCCUGCAAGGACAACGAAUUUGUGCAGGACGAGUUCACGUGCAAGGCCUGCGAUCUGGGCUGGUGGCCGAACGAGGAACUGGAAGGUUGUGAACCUAUUCCCUUGAGGUAUUUGGAGUGGAGCAACGCAGAGUCCAUUGUGGCUGUGGUCUUCUCCUGCCUGGGCAUCCUGGUCACCAUGUUUGUGACCUUCAUCUUUGUGCUGUACAGAGACACUCCGGUGGUCAAGUCCUCCAGUCGUGAGCUCUGUUACAUCAUCCUUGCCGGAAUCUUCCUGGGCUACGUCUGCCCCUUCACCUUGAUCGCCAAGCCCACCGUGGCCUCCUGUUACCUUCAGCGCCUAUUGGUCGGCCUCUCCUCCGCCAUGUGCUACUCGGCCCUGGUGACCAAGACCAACCGCAUCGCGCGCAUCCUGGCCGGCAGCAAGAAGAAGAUCUGCACACGUAAGCCACGUUUCAUGAGCGCCUGGGCCCAAGUGGUCAUCGCCUUCAUCCUUAUUAGCGUCCAGCUCACCCUGGAGGUCACACUGCUGAUUCUGGAGCCACCGGAGCCCAUAAAAUCAUAUCCCAGCAUCCGGGAGGUCUUCCUCAUCUGCAACACCAGCAAUGUUGGUGUGGUGGCCCCACUGGGCUACAAUGGUCUGCUUAUUAUGAGCUGCACAUACUACGCCUUCAAGACGCGGAAUGUGCCGGCCAACUUCAACGAGGCCAAGUACAUCGCCUUCACCAUGUACACCACCUGCAUCAUCUGGCUGGCCUUCGUGCCAAUCUACUUCGGCAGCAACUACAAGAUCAUCACCACCUCGUUCUCCGUGAGCCUCAGCGUGACCGUGGCCCUGGGUUGCAUGUUCACGCCCAAGAUGUACAUCAUCAUCGCCAAGCCAGAGAGGAACGUGCGCAGUGCAUUCACUACCUCGGACGUGGUGCGCAUGCACGUUGGCGACGGGAAGGCCAACUGCAGGAACAAUAGUCUGCUUAAUAUGUUCAGAAGAAAGAAAAAUGGCCCUGCAAAUGCAAAUUCUAAUGGAAAGUCUGUGUCAUGGUCUGAACCAGGUGCAAGACAGCCACCCAAGGGGGAGCAUAUGUGGCACAGGUUGUCUGUACAUGUGAAGAAACAGGAAACAGGCUCCAAUCAGACAGCAGUCAUCAAACCCCUAACUAAAUCAUCCCCAACCGCUGGCCUCCAUUUUUCUGACCUCAGCACCAAAACUUUGUACAAUGUGGCCGAAGAGGAGGAGGGCGACCCCGUUCGGUACAACCCGCCCACCAGUCCCCCCAUGAUGAUCAACCGGCCCCCGUCCGGGCCUUCGAAAGACGGGGAGGGGCUGCAGAUGUAUAUGAUGCAGCACCUGCAGAACCGCCUGCUCCCCCAGCAGCUUGACCUCGGCCAGCUGCAGGAAAUGGUGGACAAGUUCAACGCCGACAUCCCGGACGUCCACGACCUGAUCGACCUCCAAGGGCCGGGGAGCGGGGUGCAGCCCGCAUACCCGGCCCACGCGGCCCAGCAGCCGAUCCUGCCCCUACCCAUGAGCGCUUACGAAGAGCUGCCCGCCUCUCCCGAGGACGAGGUGGAGAGCGAGCACUUCAACCUCAUUCUCGGCUACAUGGGAGACGACAUCCACGUGCGCGAAGAUGAGGAGGAGGACGACGAGGAGGAGGAGGAGGAGGAGGAGGAGAUGGCUCGAGUGAAAAUGGCCAUCGAGGAGUCCACCGCCCUCACGCCACCAACCCCUUUCAAGGAUUUGCUCGACUCGGGCGCCUCCUUCAACAACUCGCCCGUGUCGGAGUCUAUAUUGUGCACGCCUCCCAGCGUCACGUACGCCUCAAUCAUCCUGAGAGACUAUAAGCAAAGCUCAUCCACUCUGUGACGUCACAUACAAAACACGUGACCGCUUUCUAUUUGGGGAAAAAACGUAAUGGAAUGCGAAGGGUUGACAUCGUGCCUCUACCGGACGAGCUCAGAACCCUGGGAGGGAACCGAACCCCCGAGUUCUGAAACGGCAAGGAGACGCGCAGGGAAGGUCAUCAGCAGAGGCCUGUUCGGAUGUGCGUGACGAAGGAAAGAAGAUGUGAAUCCACCCGGACUGGUUCUUACUAAAAGCCUAAACCUGUUUUCUGUACAACGGAAGAAAACAAACUGCAAAAAAAAAACUUUGCCAGUUCAAACAAAACGUAUCUAAUCAAUUAUAAACUAAGUGUUUGUACCUAUUUAUUAUAUGUAGAAGAGACAUUUAUCGAGUUACCUGUCUUGCCAUUACAUUAUGAACUGUCGUCAAUGCUGACUCUUAUCAGUACAACCUGCCAUUAAUGUAAGUGCUCUUCGGUGCCAAUAGAUAAUUACGUAAUGUUUAUUUAUAUUUACAACCGAUAAAUGAGGAAAUUCUUUUCAUACGUAGACUGCAGGAACUUAUCAUUAUUUUUGUUUUUAUUUUUUUUUUUUGGAAUAAAUAUGAGGUUGCUUUAAAUGAUGUGCUGUUAAAAUUUGUCAUAGCGGGGCUAAAGGGAUAAGUCCAAGAUGUAUUCUAGUGAAGGUGAACAUUGAGCGUUGCACUGGUUUUGUGUUUAUUGGCUGUUUAUAUCACUGCAUAGCCAUUUGGAGAGUUUGUAUACAGUCAGAUUGUCUCUUUUUUUAAUCUCAGACACGGUGUUUGUAAAUUUAUUGCUUACACGCUUAGCAUACAGGUAACACUUUCUUCACAGGGGCUGUAUGUAAACAUGCAGACGUCGAGACGAGUGUCCAGAAAUGUUCAUCCGACUACUUCAUGGCAUUUAUUAUUUUCCUAAUCGUUUCAAUUGAUUUCAGAAUUCAUAAAGCAUAUAAUAUGUUUUUUUGAUAGCUUCUUCUUAGGUUCAACAUUGGUGCUGUACACACACGCACACACACGCACACACACACAUGUAUAAAUGCCUCUUAGUAGUCUUAUGAAUGUUUUUGGAAGCUUGUGAAUACUGUUAUGUAGCCUUAUGUAUUGCUUAAUUCGGUGGUAUAGAGCUUUCCCCAUUAAGUCCCAAUCAUAGAAUGCCUUCCAGCUCUUUAAAAGCAGAGUCACGAAACGAUAUAGACCUGAUCUGUUCGGCAUUAUUGAAAUACGGUCAGCUGUCGUAUGUUCACGGUGCACGUCACUAUGUUCUUGUUGUGAUGGAGGAAGUACCUGCUGUUGAACAAUGUGGGUCAAUUCCCGAAGUAAAGUGUUACCCAAAUAGGAACAAUGUGCAACUGAACUGUAUUGACGAUGCUCUGUAAGCUAAUACGAAAGGCUCAUAUUUGCAUUACUUUUGGAUAGGCUUUUUUGGAUGAAUUGACAGAUCAGUGUAUAAAAAGCUGUAGCUUUAAAUGACAUACAGUAUGUCAAGUUGUCGCUUUUAAGGUCGUGCAUUUGUUAUCUCUUAGAAUGGUCCUGUAGAAUUAAUUUUCAGCUGUAAUUUAGUACUUGAUUCUAAGUUAGUACAUUAGAAUAUAUAAAUAUAGUGGCCAAAGUAUUAAUGCAUAAACCUGUUCUUGUUAUUAAGGAGUGACAUAAAUUUAGUCUGUAUCAUGUAAAGAAUUUGAGAACAAAACUAUUCGUAACACAUUAAGUAAGUAAGAAAAGUCACCUCUUUGACAUGGUCAGAGCUGCAGUGGGAAGAGAAUUAUUGUCAGGAUUUAUCAAUUUGUAAAAUAAAUAUGUUUUAGGUAAAAAAAAAAAAGUAUGUGUCCCUGCAUAUGGUGAAUACUGUGAUAUUGAAUUGUACUGUUAGAGUGGAUGGGUCAAAAUGAGUCCAUGAAAGAAAUGAAAAUGUUUUUACUAGUUCUUGAAGUCUCUGAAUAUUUUCCCUGCAUUUCAGCAGAAGUGUUUCCCAUUUCAGCAACAGUGCAUUUGGUUAAAAAUUUCUUUCCUGUGAGUUGUUCUGAGGUAAUUUAUACAAAAUGACCCUACACUGCAGAAGCAGCAAUUUUUUUUUAUCAAAAUUUGAAAAGCAAUGUUCUUUAU
Messenger RNA from Scleropages formosus (Asian bonytongue), 6371 nucleotides. It is a transcript of the gene grm1b, whose product is annotated as glutamate receptor, metabotropic 1b. Gene Ontology annotation, molecular function: G protein-coupled receptor activity. The record is from RefSeq and is a predicted model, not a curated record. The transcript has 10 exons. NCBI's taxonomy places the organism in Eukaryota, Metazoa, Chordata, Actinopteri, Osteoglossiformes, Osteoglossidae. Gene Ontology annotation, cellular component: membrane. Bases 738 to 4268 code for a protein of 1176 amino acids. Gene Ontology annotation, biological process: G protein-coupled receptor signaling pathway.